Molecule: messenger RNA, 830 nt
Organism: Entrophospora candida
Lineage: Eukaryota; Fungi; Glomeromycota; Glomeromycetes; Entrophosporales; Entrophosporaceae
Source: the annotation of a GenBank genome assembly
AUGACAUCACUACAAAUAUUAACAAUGAACAAAUUACUUCAACAGAUUCUACCGAGCUACAUUCAAGAAUUUGCGUUAAACCAUUAUUGAAUAUUCUCAGGGGAGUACAGAAACCAGUUAAACGUCCAUUGAAACCUAACGAACCUUUUCGGCUUCUAUCAGAUUAUUAUGAAAACAAAGCAACUUUCAAUGACGCCAUAGAUGAGCAUUUUUCAAUUAGACUUGGGAAUAAGAAAAUAGAAACUUACUUAUUUAAUUUGGAGGACCUUGAAAUCAAUAAAAUCGUGAACAAUAUAGAUGCCAGUGGCCAAGUGAUAUCACCAUUAAAAAUAAAAACUAGAUCAGAAGGUGAUGUACUAGAUCAUAUGAAUAAUAUUGUGCCAAUACAUGUGCAAAUUUUUUGGGAGGAAUUAACAAAGAAGAGAAUUGUUAAAUAUCCAAGUCAUGUUCUUCAAAUAGAAACAACAAUUGAUUUCUUGAAGAGCCAUAAAAACGUUCAUAUAAAUAACCUUUACAACCAAUAUUUCAUUAUAAGAAAUAAUGAUACUGUUCAUGACGUGACUGUUUCAGAAUGUUUAUUGUAUUUAAACGUGACUGAUGAUACAUUUCGAACUAUGAAACAGAAUACAUCUAGGGAACGUUCAUGGAAGGUUGAUAAGGGGAACUAUUUUUUAUUUUAUCAUAAAACAGAGGAAAAGUAUAAAUAUGAACCAAAUCCAGAUGGAUUUGUAUAUAUUGAGGAUGGAAAUUAUAUAUGUCCUAUUUACUUAUCAGAAAUUGAAUCGGGUACCAGUGUGACAAAGAAUGACAAUCAAAAUGUUUCAACUUGA